Molecule: messenger RNA, 1968 nt
Organism: Asparagus officinalis (garden asparagus)
Lineage: Eukaryota; Viridiplantae; Streptophyta; Magnoliopsida; Asparagales; Asparagaceae
Exons: 6
Coding region: 1-1968 (655 amino acids)
Source: RefSeq, a predicted model, not a curated record
AUGACUGAGACAGAAGAUGCUGCUGAAAUGCUGAUAGAUAGUGAGAAAGAUAAAGAUAAAGAAGUUGAAAAGGAGAUUCAUGAGUCUCCCAAUAGGGAGGAUAAGUGUUUACCUUCUAUUGGGGCUUCUGGUGGUAUUAUGAUUGGAUGGGAUAAUAAUAAAUGGAGGAAAAUUCAAGAUGCUGUGGUUGACUGGGAGCCCAAUGAUAUUGAAAUUCCUUUUUCUGAAGAGGAAGUUCAUAAAGCCAUUUUUGAUAUGAAUGGAGAUAAAUCCCCUGGUCCUGAUGGGUUUUCUGCCAUUUUUUUCCAAGUCUUUUGGGAGGUUGUGAAAUUGGAUAUAAUGAGACUUUUUGAGGAGUUUUAUGAAGGAAAACUGGAAAUUAAUAGAAUUAACUAUGCUCACAUUAUUCUUAUUCAAAAGAAAAAUGAAGCUAGUACAGUCAAUGAUUACAGGCCUAUCAGUCUUUUAAAUGUAAUUUACAAGAUUAUUACUAAGGUCUUGACCAAUAGGCUGAAUCCUAAGCUUGAGAUGCUUAUAGAUCCAAUGCAAUCUGGUUUUAUUAAAAAUAGAUUUUUGCUUGAUGGAGUUGUUGCAGCUCAAGAAAUCAUAGAUGACUGUUUUCAAAAUAAUAAAAAAGGAGGAAUUUUACUAAAAUUGGACUUUGCAAAAACUUAUGAUAUGUUAGACUGGAAUUUCAUUUUGGAGGUGUUGAAAGCAAAAAAAAUUGGUGAAAAAUGGAUUAACUGGGUAAAUAUGUGCUUAAAUAAAGGCAUGUCAGCUAUCAAAAUCAAUGAUAAACCAGGGAAAUGGAUUAUGUCCAAAAGAGGUGUUAGACAAGGAGACCCUCUUUCACCUUUGCUUUUUGUGCUAGCUGCUGAUACAUUUACUAGAAUGUUAUCCUUAGCAGUUGGAUCUCAACUUAUUGAAGGAUUAGGUCCAAUCAAUAUGACUCACAAGGUUUUUUGUCUUCAAUAUGCAGAUGAUACCUUGAUUUUUUGUUUAAAAUUAAAUUUUAAUAAGAGUGUCCUUAUAGCUCUUGAGAAUAAUGAAGAUCUUCAACAGAAUCUGGCCACUAUGUUGAAUUGUAAAAGUGGAAAAUUUCCUAUUACUUAUCUGGGUGUACCUUUAAGGCCUGGAAAGUUAAAAAAAGAUGAUUGUUCCCAAGUGGAGGUUGGAGAAGGAAAUCAAACUUUAUUUUGGCUUGAUAAAUGGUUAGAUUCACAUACUCUUGCAGCCAUAUAUCCAUCCUUAUUUGUUAAUACAUCCUUUCCUUUUGCUACUGUGAGUAGUAUGAGAAAGAAAGUUAAUGAUACCUGGAGAUGGGAUUUACAAUUUAAAAGACAAUUAACAGGGACUUUUGUGUCACAGUAUUUCUCUCUAAUGAAUUUACUUAAUUCCAUAUGUUUAGAGCAAAAAGAGGAUAAAAGAAAGUGGUUGUGGGAUCUGAAAGGGGAUUUCACAGUGAAAUCUUAUUAUCUUUUUUUAAUUGAUGGAGGUUUGAGAUGUGAUUGUGCAGAUAUAUGGAAGUUGCCUAUUCCUCUGAAAGUAAAAUUUCUUGUAUGGCUAGCUUUCAGGCAUGGUUUGAAUACAAAAGAUGUGUUGGAAAAAAAAGGAAUACAGUUAGAAAAAAUUUGUUGCUUAUGUUCAAAGCUGGAAGAAAGUCAUACGCACUUAUUCAUUAAGUGUGAGUUUGUUUACUCUAUAUGGAGAUCAAUUCUGUUCAAGCUGAAAAUUGAAGAUGGUUGUAAUUGGAAUUCUCUGAAAGAGAUGUGGCAUAAUUUGAAAGCAGGAGAGAUUGAUAAUGGCAAAAUGAAAAGAGAUGUCUUCAUUUGUUCUAAAAAAAUCUCUGCUCGAGCUAUCAGACUACAAGAAAGGAGGAGGAAAAGGAGUGCUGAUAGAAUGCAAGCUAUUGGUGCAGAUAGAAGACAGAACAGAGCCAUGGGUGAUGAGGUGAUCCAGCUAGAAUGA